Molecule: messenger RNA, 500 nt
Organism: Camelina sativa (false flax)
Lineage: Eukaryota; Viridiplantae; Streptophyta; Magnoliopsida; Brassicales; Brassicaceae
Source: RefSeq, a predicted model, not a curated record
AGAUCUGGUAGGAUAGAUUCAUAUCAGAAUGAGAAAUUCAUGCGCGGUUGUCGCUUCCUAGAGGCUGAGCUUCAAGACAUGGACCGAAUUUUAGCUGGCAGGAAACCAUCGAUCAGAUUAGGUGCAAACAUGCCAGCAAGAGCAGAAAGAAUGGUCCGGAGAAGCGAUUUUGAUCAGUAUUCAUCAGGAGGAGCCAGUUAUCCAUCUCACGGUGAGAUGUACGAAGUGGUUCUCUACUUUGGAGUCAUUGACAUCUUGCAAGACUACGACAUAACCAAAAAGAUCGAGCAUGCAUAUAAGUCACUACAAGCUGAUCCUGCUUCCAUCUCAGCGGUUGAUCCUAAACUCUAUUCCAAGAGGUUCAGAGACUUCAUCAGUAGGAUCUUCAUUGAAGACGGCUAAAAAAGAUAAGAAGGCUAAGAAUUUAUAACUAACAUUCUCGGCUGUUUUUGCUCAACGGAAAUGUGAUAAAAAGCUGACUCGAGAAGGGUAAAAAAAAA